Molecule: messenger RNA, 3116 nt
Organism: Chlorocebus sabaeus (green monkey)
Lineage: Eukaryota; Metazoa; Chordata; Mammalia; Primates; Cercopithecidae
Gene: DUSP9
Product: dual specificity phosphatase 9
Biological process (GO): peptidyl-tyrosine dephosphorylation; negative regulation of MAPK cascade
Cellular component (GO): cytoplasm; cytosol
Molecular function (GO): protein tyrosine/threonine phosphatase activity; MAP kinase tyrosine phosphatase activity; MAP kinase tyrosine/serine/threonine phosphatase activity
Source: RefSeq, a predicted model, not a curated record
UUCGGUGCUGCCGCCGCACACCCCCGCACCCCGCCCGUGCACCUCCCGUGUCCCCUGUCACUUACACCGGCUGCACACUCGCGCGCAUACAAACCUCGCACCACAGACCCGGGUUCCGGUAGUGCACACACUAGCAGCCCCUGCCCCACCACUCACCACUGUCCCCAACUCAUGCCAACCCACCGAGACCCUGCCACGCCCCAGUACACACCCAGGCGCACACGCACGCUUCCAACACAUCUCUGCGAUACCUGCAGUAACACAGCUCCCCCUACCAUGCCCCCACCACCUCGAACUGCCCAUCUGCCCAUUACAGACACCCCACCCACGUUCCCAGCCCACAGACACUGCAGUCCACCCACCCCGGAGCAAGGUCCCAUCAGAAACCCACAUCCCAGCGGCUGACACUCCCCACGUCCCAAGCACACACCUCCAGCAUCUCCAACGCGCACUCUCAUCCACCCCAGCAAGCGCGCACACCUGCUGGAUUCACGCUCUCCAGCACCCUGCCCCGCCCCCAUCACAAAUAGCCUUCGACACCCCCCAGCACAUCUCUGAGUCCCUCCCUUCCUCCCCCCCCAACACCUGGCACGCGGGCUCUAGAGGCUGCAGCAUUUGGUGGCAUCCCUGCCAGGCACCUCUGGCUCUCCUUCGGCAGCGGCUCAGCAGCCUUGGGCCCCCCAGGUGCCUCCCUAAACAGACCUUGAGACUCCCCAGCGACUGGUUUGGCCUCUUCCCUAAGAGAUAAAGAAGGCACUUUGGGGUCCAAGGUAGGGUACUUAGAUGUGGAAGCAAGGGGCCCCGGGAAGGGGCGGGGAGGAGGCGGAGAGAGCCCGGCGCUGAAAUGGAGGCGGCCCAGGUGGGACCAAAAGGACGCCAGCUGCCCGGCAAGCACGUAGUAGCGACCGUGGCCCGGCGUGUAGGGAGCCGAUCGCCCAUGGAGGGUCUGGGCCGCUCGUGCCUGUGGCUGCGCCGGGAGCUGUCGCCCCCGCGACCGCGGCUCCUGCUCCUGGACUGCCGUAGCCGCGAGCUGUACGAGUCGGCGCGCAUCGGUGGGGCGCUGAGCGUGGCCCUGCCGGCGCUGCUGCUGCGCCGCCUGCGAAGGGGCAGCCUGUCGGUGCGCGCGCUCCUGCCCGGGCCGCCGCUGCAGCCGCCCCCACCUGCCCCGGUGCUCCUGUACGACCAGGGUGGGGGCCGGCGCCGGCGCGGGGAGGCAGAGGCCGAGGCCGAGGAGUGGGAGGCCGAGUCGGUGCUGGGCACCCUGCUGCAGAAGCUGCGAGAGGAAGGCUACCUGGCCUACUACCUUCAGGGUGGCUUCAGCAGAUUCCAGGCCGAGUGCCCUCACCUGUGUGAGACCAGCCUUAGUGGCCGUGCCGGCUCCAGCAUGGCCCCAGUGCCCAGUCCGGUGCCUGUAGUGGGGUUGGGCAGUCUGUGCCUGGGCUCCGACUGCUCUGAUGCGGAAUCCGAGGCUGACCGAGACUCCAUGAGCUGUGGCCUGGAUUCGGAGGGUGCCACACCCCCGCCAGUGGGGCUGCGGGCAUCCUUCCCUGUCCAGAUCCUGCCCAACCUCUAUCUGGGCAGUGCCCGGGAUUCCGCCAACUUGGAGAGCCUGGCCAAACUGGGCAUCCGCUACAUCCUCAAUGUCACCCCCAACCUCCCAAACUUCUUCGAGAAGAAUGGCGACUUUCACUACAAGCAGAUCCCCAUCUCCGACCACUGGAGCCAGAACCUGUCGCAGUUCUUCCCGGAGGCUAUUGAGUUCAUCGAUGAGGCCUUGUCCCAGAACUGCGGGGUGCUCGUCCACUGCCUGGCGGGGGUCAGCCGUUCUGUCACCGUCACUGUGGCCUACCUCAUGCAGAAGCUCCACCUCUCUCUCAACGAUGCCUAUGACCUGGUCAAGAGAAAGAAGUCUAACAUCUCCCCCAACUUCAACUUCAUGGGGCAGUUGCUGGACUUUGAGCGCAGCCUGCGGCUGGAGGAGCGCCGCUCACAGGAGCAGGGCAGUGGGGGGCAGGCAUCCAUGGCCUCUGACCCGCCCUCCUUCUUCACCACCCCCACCAGUGAUGGCGCCUUCGAGCUGGCCCCCACCUAGGGCCCCGUGGCCGGCGGGCCGGCCCCUGCCCCACCCCCACCCACGGGUGUCCCUGCCCACUCGUGCGGCAAGGGAGGGGAGGGCAGGAGGGCUCGGCCUGAGCAGGGUGCUGGGGGGAGAGCGCAAUACCUCACGCGGGCUGGCGUCCUAAUCAACGUGCCUACGGCAGGGCUGCUCUGAGCCUGCCUCUUCUGCGACUGUUACUUCUUGCUUUGCGGGAUGGGGGUGGGGGUCCCUCUCCAGGUGGUUGUCCAGGCCCCGGCCCCGGCCCUGGGUGCUCGGCCAGCUCGGCUGGGCCCUGCACCUCCCUGCGCUUCCUCCUUCAGGAAGGGUGUGUGCCACCUUGUUGCCACAGGGACUGGCUCCCAGUCCCUCCCCUGUCCCCAAAUGGUUGCUUGGGGGAGAGGAGUUUGCCAUCACUGGUGUUGUCACCUCCCUGUUUCUCCACCAAGGGCUUGGGCCUCUCGGGGCUGGGGCCUCCCAGGGAAUGGGGACCCAGAGGUGCAGUGGCCGCCUACAUCCAUGGCCUAGGAGCAACUGGGCAGGUUCCCGGCCACACAUCUGGUGGGCUUUUUUUUUUCCCUCUUCCCCCAGAUGUCUUGACGGCAUCACUGGGGCUCUUUGUGAGUGAGGGUGGUCAAACUGCUGCCGGAGGAGAUGGGGUCUCAGAGCGAGAGCGGGGGAGGGGGAGGGGAAGAAGAAGGCCUCACUUUUGCUGCUGCGGGGCCCACACAGCCGCUGCUACUUUGGGGGCUGGGGAAGGGGCCAAGCUGCAGACACACACAGUCAUUCAUUUCUGUCCACACCCCUGUGGGUGGCGGGUGUGCGUGUGUGUGCGCGCGUGUCGGCACUCACACACACAUGCUAACCCACUGAUUCACCCAGCCCAGGGCUGGCAGUCUUUGCGGCAUGGGGCCAUCUUACUCUGGAGCCUGGAGAGGAGCUAUGCUUGUUUUUGUAAUCCAUAUCACAGUUGCUUUCUUUAAUUAUUCCUUCUGAAUAAACAGUUUAUUUAAGAUACUGA